UCUCUCUCUCUCUCUCUCGCAUCCACAAACACGAUGGUCCUUCUUCACUCAUUUCCCGAUGAUGGCCUUCUCUCUCGUUUCCACCACCUCCUCCUCCGCUUCUGCCGCCACCGCCGUGCUAUUACCUCCACAUCACCACCACCGCCGUCGCCCUGCCGGAGACAUUGCACUUCCUCGUCGAUCCCUCCUCCUCCUCUCCACGUCCCUCUCUCUCUCCACCGUCGUCGAUCCACCUCCCUCCCCGGCUUCCCCUUCGCCGGACACCACCAUCACCGACCGCGUCUUCAUCGACUUCAGCAUUUGCCCAACCAACUUCCUUCCCAACCGUGAAUCCGCCGAUGAUGGCGGCGAUUCCAUCCUCUGCUCCGAUUCCGCCCUCCUCGGUCGCCUCGUUCUCGGCCUCUACGGCCACCUGGUUCCAAUCACCGUCGCCAAUUUCAAAUCCAUGUGUACCGGGUCCUGCGGCUCCUCGUAUAAGGGCACUUUGGUCCACAAAAUCUUCCCCGGCCAAUUCUUCCUCGCCGGUCGACAGGGUCGCCGCGACAAAGGAGCAGUCCGGCCACCGCAACAAUUACCGAGAAAUACGGAAACGGUGAAGUCCGAUUCGUUCUUGCUUUCGCAUUCGAGAGGCGGCAUUGUUUCUUUGUGCCUUUCGGAGAACGACGACGACGACGAAUUGAAAUUGGAUCCAAAUUAUCACAAUGUGGAAUUCUUGAUCACCACCGGCCCUGGCCCCUGCCCCCAGCUUGAUAGCGAGAACAUUGUCUUCGGGACUGUGCUUGAAGGUCUGGAUGUUGUGGCAGCCAUAUCCUCAACUCCAACAUACAAGCCAUCUGAGAGAAUUAGGCAAUUCAAUGAUUUGGCUAAGUUCUUAGGAGAUGAAAGGGCUCAAAAUGCAAGAACAAUAUGGAACAGACCUCUCCAAACUGUUUAUAUCAGUGACUGUGGAGAGCUCAAAGUUGCAAAGCCUUCACUGUCUCCAACUCUGCCUUAAACACAGCCCACUUGCCCUUUGUUAUCUCUCAAGGUUCCAUUUCUUUGCCUUCUCAUAUUUCUUUGUGUUCUUCUACGAAAAUUGAACAUUCCAUCCCAUGUUUUUGUUUUUGUUUUUGUUUUCUCACAUGAACAAAGGGCUAACCUGGCCUCUGUUCUUGUUUGGACCAUUGUCUGUGUUCAAACCAAUCGGAAAUCAAAUUUUGAUGUCAAUACUGUUGACAUUUUAUAUGCUAAAGAAAGCAUAAAUUCGUUGUUGUUCACU
Cucurbita pepo subsp. pepo (vegetable marrow) is the source of this 1258-nucleotide messenger RNA. Its product is annotated as Cyclophilin-like peptidyl-prolyl cis-trans isomerase family protein. Gene Ontology annotation, biological process: protein peptidyl-prolyl isomerization. The record is from RefSeq and is a predicted model, not a curated record. Gene Ontology annotation, molecular function: peptidyl-prolyl cis-trans isomerase activity. NCBI's taxonomy places the organism in Eukaryota, Viridiplantae, Streptophyta, Magnoliopsida, Cucurbitales, Cucurbitaceae. Gene Ontology annotation, cellular component: chloroplast.